Trichomonas vaginalis G3 is the source of this 4770-nucleotide messenger RNA. Its product is annotated as chromodomain-helicase-DNA-binding protein 3-related-related family. Gene Ontology annotation, molecular function: histone binding; chromatin binding; DNA binding. Lineage: Eukaryota; Parabasalia; Trichomonadida; Trichomonadidae. The record is from RefSeq and is a predicted model, not a curated record. Gene Ontology annotation, biological process: regulation of transcription by RNA polymerase II; nucleosome organization. The transcript has a single exon. The coding region runs from base 1 to 4770 and encodes 1589 amino acids. Gene Ontology annotation, cellular component: nucleus; chromatin.
AUGAUUUCAAAACGGAUUUUUGAUAUCAAGAGGCGAAAUCAGCAAAAAGUGACAACGCAUAGGAUGGAAUCUCGUGAGGGAUUGCCAUCGGAACAGCAGAACACUAAUAUUCCAGUUCCAAGGAAGCGAGGGCGUCCAAAAGGCUCGAAAAACUCGAAAAAGAGGGACUCCUUCGAUACUUUGCAGUUUUCAUUAAAUCAACAUUACACGGCAGACGCCCCGAGGAAGUCAUCUCGUUCUCACGCGACAACCUCUAUGGUCGAAUAUGCCAGUGAUGAUGAAAAUGGAGACUUUAAUCCACUAAAUCCUGUGCGAAAAGGUAUAUAUAUUGAAGAUGUUGUUGCAGGUCCGCCACUUGGACAGGGAGAAGCAUAUAUAUGCAAAAUGCCUUCAAAAUCUUAUCUUCAUUUACAGCAAUUAAACAGCUCCGAUAUUUCAGCAACAAAAGCACAAAAUCCGUACAGCAAAUAUCAAAAAUGCGUAAGUAGAAUGUUUGAAGUUACGUUUCCCUCUAUCAAGGGCUUCACAGAACCAGUAAAUAAGUUACUAGACCCCAAUGUUUUCAUUGCUGAACGAAUAGUCACGCAUCAAUGCGAUGAAGAAUUAGUUCAUGUUGUUGAGCAGCACAUUGAUAUGAGCCAUUAUCUUCCUGGUCUUCCUAUUGAUAAUUCAACCGAUCUACAGGAAUUUCUCAGAUUUCAGAAGCCUUUACAAAACAUCAUGGAUGCUGAUGAUCCGUUCGUUGGCCCGGAUGGUGCUUUUAUACUUGAGCCAAGAUUAAAUAAUGAAAUACAGGAAGAAGUCAAUGAUUCCCAAGAAAAUCCCGAAUCAGAUGAUACUCCUCCACCUAAAACAAAGUUCUUGAUCAAGUGGAGAGGCUUACCUCUAUCACAGGCCACUUGGGAAACUCCGGAAACUUUAUUUGCUGGGCCAAUCUGUCCAGGCAACUACGAUGAGAUAAAGGAAAUGAUCAGGCAGUAUUGGCAUAGACUUAGACAUCAGGAUACUGAAAAAGAAAUCAAAUCUGACGACGCAACAAAAAUAAUUCCUCCAAUUCGAGGUUAUCCGCUUUCCAAACAACAACAAACAGCCGUUAAAAAAUUACUUACAUCGCAUUUACACGCGCAAUACUUAACUUUAGUUUGUCCAGAAGAAUCUGGUCGAACUGUAAUUAUCUCGACAUUUUUACAGACCAUGCGUUUCGCAUUCCAUCACAAAAAACCAGCAAUGAUUGUCUGCCAUCCUCUCGUGCUCCCAAUUUGGAAAAAUACGCUCAGAAUGAUGACAAAUCUACAUUACGCAACUUUACAAGCUUCAGAUAGAGACCGAUCACUUCACAAACAAUACGAAGUGUCCGGAGACUCAGUUUCGAAGUUCGACGUCUUAAUCGCGUCGAGUUUCAUCGUAGAAGCCGAAGCACAGUUCGUAACAGGCCUUGGAUUCGAGACAAUCAUAUUAGAUAUGAGGAAAGGUAUUCCUCCGAGGAUUCUCGCGCUGAUUGAAGGAGAUCAUCAUAUUAUUUACAUAAAUGACGUCGAAAUCGAAACAAUUCCUCAUAUCAAAGUCGAACCAACACAUUUCAGAUAUACAGAGCGUCUUAUUAUGGACGAAAACCUUACAAAACCCGUAUUAAAUACUUUCAUAACAGAUUUACUCAAAAACAAACAAUCCUCGCAGUCGGUUGAACCCGUCGCUGCCGAUUUGUUCCACCUUUCCCUAUUAAUGAUGGACCACGUAACGCUUUCUCCGCAAAUGAACGAAAUAGCAAACAGAAUCUUUCGUUCUAAGCAUUCUAUUGGCAAAAGACAGUUCUCUGCCCAAGAAAACAUCGAAUUUCUCGCAGAAUAUUCAUCAAAAUUUACAAGAUUAUUAAAUCUUACUCGAGAAAACGGUUUACAGAUAAUUGUUGCCAAUGAUUAUAGCGUAUUACGUAUUAUUAGACAAUUCCUCGGUUACCACGGUAUCUUUUCCGUAUGGAUUAACUCAAAUUUGAUUGAAGAACAGCCAUCUCUUGUUACUGUUCCUACAACAGGCGUAGCGUUGAUGAUUCGAAGUGAGUAUUCAAGUAUCCUUGCACAGAUGAGGCCAACAAGGGUGAUUUUCUAUAAUAUUGCUCCGAAUUUGAAAAUUGAUGUGGAACUUGUUCAUUAUUUCAUGAGAAAUGACAGUCCACCAGAGAUUGUAAGACUUUUGACAAAGGAUUCAAUCGAAACUAUCCUCUAUUCUCAGUUUUUACGCGUUCAAGAUCUAGAUAUCAGUUUGCUUCAGCAAUUAGACUACGAGAUACUCCUGCGAGCUAUUACAUUAACAUCCAAGCCAGCAAGACAGACUCCAGAAGACCUUCCUUCCGAAAUUUCCUUCGAAAUCCCAUCCGAACAAGCGACCAUUUACGAUAAAAUUGACAGGGUCUUUGAUUACGUAAAAAAGUGCAGCAAUUAUUGGGAGGAUAUCUUCCCUUCUCCAAGCGGACAGCCACUUAAGCAGUGCGCAUGGGCACAGCAAGAGGCACAGCAGCUGUUAGAAGGCAUGUUUACAAUGAAAUCUGGAAAUUGGCAACAAUUUUCCUCAAAUUUCAACUAUCCUUUAGAAGAAAUCAAAGAAAUCGGACAUGCAAUAACACUUCACCACAUGACAAGACUCUUAGAAGAGGAUUUCGUCAACUAUUCCGUAUCAAUUGCAGCAUUUCAGAUUGAAUACUUCAAUAAACCAUACGAAGCACCUGUAGCAUCACCUAAAACAUACUGGAAUGAUAUUGCAAUGCGAGAUACGACAUAUCCAGCCUCCCUUUUCGUAAUGAAAGGAAUGCAAAAGAUUUUUGCCAACGCUACGAGGCUUUUUUCAGUACAACAACGCUGUAUCUUUAUUAGGGCGUUCAUGUACAUCAAUCCGGAACCAACAAUUCCAGCACGAUGCCGUUCAAUUCAGUUUGAUAAUCCAGAAUACCUCUAUAAGAUCUUAAACGCGUUCUUGGAAGGUGCCACGACCUCUCCAAACCUCAUGCAGAAGAUCCCCGGCUUCACACAACAGGAUUUCGACACAGUUUUCAAAGCGAUUUACCCACAAAUCAAAUGUGAAGUACUUAUGUACGUAACAAGGAUGGUAGAAGAAGGUGCUCGUGACACAGACAUUACAGAGCUUCGUCCUAUUCUUUCAUCCAUCAUUUCCGGACCAUUUUAUUUUGGAUGGACCGACCAAAACAUACUAGACAUCAUCAGAAGCAUGUCAUUAUUCGGCAUACCUGUUCUAGAGAACACGAAUACUCCAGAUUACCCGCUUUUCAUGGCAAUGUCCGGAAUAACCGGCAGAUCUCUUGAUUCAAUCAACACAUUCAUGGAAACGUUCUACACCAUUUUGAUUGCAGCCCAUUCCUCCAAGGAGAUCCUCAUUAUUCCGGAAUCCCUCUCCCUUCUCAAGCCAAUGCCCGUAAUUGUCAAAGGAAAAGAAGUUUGCCAGCCACUGACGAUAGCCUUUGAAAUAAUCGACCGAACAAUUAGGUCCAUCGACAUGAUCGGUUUCGCCAGAAAAACUUCCAAAGAAGGAUUCGACAGAUUUUGUUCACAGCCGUUUCUUCCUCAUGGCUGGGACAAAGAAUGUGAUGCAGCUCUCUUGGAAGGAAUAGUUCAGUACGGUCUGGACGCAAGAGGCCAAAUGGCAAUUAUUCCUUUCAAAAAGCCACGUGUCACUUUUUACGAUUGUAUGAUGAGACGGUCAUUGAGUGAAUUCAAGGAAUUCAUGAGCAUGGACAAUGUUGGUAAGCGCUUGAGUUUCUUGAUUCUUAAUUCUACGAGGAUUCCAAGAAGAAUUUCGUUCUGGGAUGGUGGAAUUAAGCAUAUUUCAUUCAGAAUACAGCCAAGGAAUGAAUGGGAGAGAGACAUGAAAGCCCUUGAAGUAGAGUACAACCACGAGUACUUGAUCAGACACAAACAGGACUUCCUAGUUGAAAAUCCGCAGUUUAGAGAGUACUUGGAAGAGAAAGAAAAAGAAAAGAAGAGAAUAAAAGAGGAGAAAAACGUGGAAAAAGUCAAAGUCAAUCCAAAGAAGAAGACAUCGAAACAGAUCUAUAGAGGUUUAUCGCCACCACCUCAAAAGAAAUCUUAUAGAUCAAACCCGUCUUCAACUGCAACUGAAAAUAAUUCUGAAACUCCUCAAAAAUCUGAAAAAGUGACAGAGGGAACUUCCCUCCCUAGCGAUGAAACACAAUCAUCGGAAAACCCUACACCACAUAAGCCCACGUUGAAACUGAAGCUUCCCAAGCAAAACAAAAAGCCACGUAUACUAAUUAGGACCGAAUCUGCCCAAGAAACAACAGAAAAAACUGAAGAUAAAACAGAAGAAAGUCCUAAAAAGAGAAGAAUCAUAUUAACAGCCAAGCCAAAGAAGAAGAAACUUAAUUUGACAACAAGUAACUUAGAAGUACAGCAACAAACAGAACAAGAAACGAAACAAAAACCAAAGAAAAGCAUUGUAUAUGUAGAUGCACAAGAUAUGCCAAGUACUGACUCUUCUGAUGAAGAUUCCGAAGAAACGAAACAAAAGAAUAAGAAAUCCCUCAAAAAGAAUAAGAAACACGCAAAAGAUUUCUUACAAGAGAUGAAUAAAAGGGCAAAUACGAAUCUUAGAGAAAGAAAACCAAUAGAAUACAACGACAUGGAUGAGGAUGAAGAAAUAAAGACUCCACCAAGAAUUACGUUGAAGAGAAGAGCUGAAAAGAAAUCACAGAGAGGAGAAGAUACUCCUUCUGACCAAGAUGACGGACAAUGGAAGAAUUGA